This is a messenger RNA of Olea europaea var. sylvestris, 567 nucleotides long. Its product is annotated as protein TRIGALACTOSYLDIACYLGLYCEROL 2, chloroplastic-like. The record is from RefSeq and is a predicted model, not a curated record. Lineage: Eukaryota; Viridiplantae; Streptophyta; Magnoliopsida; Lamiales; Oleaceae. Gene Ontology annotation, cellular component: chloroplast inner membrane. Bases 1 to 567 code for a protein of 188 amino acids. Gene Ontology annotation, molecular function: lipid carrier activity; phospholipid binding. The transcript has 3 exons.
AUGGAAACUACGAUUGAUAUUACACCGCGUAAUCCUAUUCUGACACCUUCAGUGAGCCCUCUUGAUGCAGACUGCGUUAAAGAAGGUUUGAUUGUGUGUGAUAAACAGAAGAUAAAGGGAUACCAAUGGGUUAGUUUAGAUGAAUUAGUUGGAAUAUUUACUCGCAUUGGGCGUGAAGUGGAAGAAAUUGGCGUUGCAAAAACCUAUUCAUUGGCUGAAAGAGUUUCCUCUGUUGUAGAAGAAGCACGGCCUUUGCUUAUAAAGUAUAAAUUUAAUUUUGUUUUCAUAGUUAACCAUUGUCAAAUCCCAACAUCUUUAUACUGUACUUUACUUGGAAAGAUUCACAAAUUCCUAAGGAAAUCUGUAUGGCAAUUGGCAGGAAAUGGAACAUGCGUAAAUAACAUGAUAAUUGCUAUGGAAAACUUGAUGAUGAAAAAAUUCAUUUAUGAUAAAGUUACAUUCUUGGGCAUAGGGGUUUCAGUUAAAUUGUUGGAUCCAUGUUUUUGUCCUCCAACUGCUUAUGAUCUUGAUUUUAUAUGUCUCUAUCUGGAUGCCAUAUGUCAUUGA